AUGUUUAAACAUCUCUAUAACACUGUGAUAAUUUUCAGUGUAAUUAGGGAUCAAUUGUGCAUUCAAAUCAUCAAUCACAGCUUGUAUAACUGCUUCACGGUGCAUUUUUUACCUAGAUCAACCAUCGAUCCCACACAAUCCGACCCAGUAGAUUGUUAUAUCAUUAUCAAGAUGUUAUUGCGAUAUGAUAAGAUGAGCGGCGUUCUAGCAAUUUGA
This is a messenger RNA of Histoplasma mississippiense, 216 nucleotides long. RefSeq lists its product with no specific name. The coding region runs from base 1 to 216 and encodes 71 amino acids. The transcript is spliced from 5 exons. The record is from RefSeq and is a predicted model, not a curated record. NCBI's taxonomy places the organism in Eukaryota, Fungi, Ascomycota, Eurotiomycetes, Onygenales, Ajellomycetaceae.